Messenger RNA from Rhinopithecus roxellana (golden snub-nosed monkey), 2502 nucleotides. RefSeq lists its product as uncharacterized. The record is from RefSeq and is a predicted model, not a curated record. The coding region runs from base 1 to 573 and encodes 190 amino acids. Lineage: Eukaryota; Metazoa; Chordata; Mammalia; Primates; Cercopithecidae. The transcript has 2 exons.
AUGCCCGCUGGCCAGAGCGAAUCGGGGCCUGGUGUUAGGGCAUCCAGACUGGCCGGCAUGGCGGGACAGAGGGGCCUUAUCUGCCCGGGUCUUAAUACCCCGGGCGGGGGUCGGAAAGCGGGUGACAGAAGAGCGCCCAGUAAACUGCAGGGGUGCGGCGCGUCUCCAGGGACCGGAAACCCCCAGGGCCGCGCUAACCGGCAACAACCCGUAAUCCGAUCCUGUCUUCGGGAUCAGAAGAGAGGACAGCUGGCCCGCGCGCAAGCUCAGUCCCUCCUCCGCAUCCUACAGGAGGAGCCUCAGAAACGCACUUCCGCCGCGCGGGUCUACCUCCACGCAGGGCGCGUCCUAGGCCAGCUCACUUCCGCCCAGCGCUUUCUGCGGCUAAGGGGGUCGGGGCUUUCCUUUUCUCCUAUUCUUGCUCUUGCUCUUGACUCACCUUUUCCGUUUAACCCUUUUCUCCUCUUUUGGCCUCCAAAAAAGCAGUCGGCUGCCACUCCCGACUUUUUUGUCUGGGACACCCUCAGCUCUCACUCCAAGCCCAGCGCAGCGGCCAUCUUUGGUAAAUCCUGACAGCAGCCCGCCUGUCCAUUGUCCUGUGUGCCCAGAUGGAAGAACCACUCAUUUUUCGUGAUCAAGCUAGGGGAGGCAGGAGCAAUAAUGGCCCUGCUGUAGGGCUGGCUUUUAUUUGAAUUCCAACUCUUCUGCCACCUUACCCAGCUGUAUCCAGAUUUUAAAAGUUAAUCUAUCCGAGCUUCUUUAUUAGGUUGAUGAGAUGAUGCAUGCAAAGCGCUUAGAACAAUACUAGGCAUAAAGUAUCCGACAUAAAGGUUAAGUAAAAGUAAGGAAAAGCUAUGGAGAUGUAUUGAGUAUCUCUUUGCCCAAUGACAUAUUAGUCGUGUUAAAUAUGGAAAGUGCCUUUGAUUCUCUGUGCCCGUGGGAGAAGGCACUAGGAAUGGCCUUUUCCCACCUGUAAUCAGAGAGCAGCUGUUUGAGAACUCCUCAAUAUGUUUGCCAUCUCUCAAGCAGCCUUUCGGGCUGCUAAUUCCUAAGAAGUUUCCGCUUUUAUUCAAAUUGGCUCACUCCUUUUUGCAGGGUUUUGUACUCUUAAGGGUGGUGGACAAGCAAAGGUUUGGUAGCAUCACGUUUUUAAUUUCACAGGGAAAAUGGAUAUGAAACAUCUUCCCAAGUACAUCUUAGGCUGCCACUUGACAGCAAGCCAUAAUGCUCCCCAACUCUUGGGCCCUACACCCCUUCUCCCCCACCCCCGUUUUAAUUCGUCGUUGCUCAUGGACAGCUGGUUUGGGGACCAGGUGCAGAUGAUGGGAGGUGUCUUUAAAAAACAGCAAGUGAGAAAUGCUAGUUUUGUUGUUUUAAGUUGCACUGAUGACUGUGGUAGUUAUCUGUGCUGGUGAUAAUUUAUAAGGCGAUGAUAACGAAUUAAACAUACAAAAGAUUAUUAUCUUCCACAGGGAAAAAAAUGCAAACUUGUGACACCAUUUAUGAUCCGCUUAGUCUUGAGAUACUGAGUAAUAGAACUUUCUCCUUCCAGGCUGAAUUGUGAACUUGGGUUUGGUUUCUUUCUGCAAUCCCUGCAGGGCCAUAAAUUCUUGGCCCUUCAGACUGUUUCUCGUUGGCCCGUAACAGACUCAGUGAUACCAUCAGUAACCACAAUUCACAGUGGAGUCAAAUUAUCUUAUUCCCACACCAGUUGGAGAACUGGAGAUUCCUUAGAACUUGUAACUGUCAUGUUUUCAAAGUUGACAUGGAAAAUUUUACAUGAAGCUUAAAAAUACAACUAAUCUGUGGUGAUAGAGAUGAGAAGAGGUAAGCUCUAAAAUUAGAAGAGCAGUUCGUUUUGAGGCAGCAUUGAUUGGGAGGGAGCAUGGAGUAUAUAAUUAUACAUUUCUAUAUAAUGUAAAAAUUUAUAGAUUUAAGAUUUAUGCAUUUUAUGUUAAUUAUACUACAAUAAAAUGAAAGAAUAAGAAAGAUCAUAUAUAGUUCAAUCAAAUAUUGUGUACAAAGUAAUUUCUGUUAAACAUAUUUUUAUGUGUAUAUGUACCUUUUACAUGUAUAUGUUAAGGAUAUGCAUUAAAAUGGUAAUAACUUCCUCUGCUUAUUGGGAUAAUGGAGAGUUUUGUUACUUUUUGUCUUUUUUUUAAAAAAACAUGUUCUGCAAUGAUAAUGUAUUGCUUUUGUAGUUAUGAAAAACAAAAGUUAUUUUGUAAAUCUUUGUUACCGAUAAGAGAUGGGUGUUCUGUUAACUACUCAAUUCUCAUGUAGGAUAACAAAAUACAUAAUGUCUAUUUGAUAAAUCGAGAAACGGAAGCAUUACUUAGAAAUCUGAGUUACCUCUAAAAUAAUGACUGGCAUUUGAAGUUGACGAUGGGUCUUGAGUUCCUUUGAUUUUAAGCUCUUGGAUAUGAGGGUUGGGUGAGUUCCUCUUUUUCUCUCUUUCAAAAUAUAUGUAUGUUUAACUUUGCUAAAUAAAAGUUAAAAGAU